Molecule: messenger RNA, 3006 nt
Organism: Heteronotia binoei (common prickly gecko)
Lineage: Eukaryota; Metazoa; Chordata; Lepidosauria; Squamata; Gekkonidae
Gene: PDE5A
Product: phosphodiesterase 5A
Exons: 21
Coding region: 22-2607 (861 amino acids)
Biological process (GO): signal transduction
Molecular function (GO): protein binding; 3',5'-cyclic-GMP phosphodiesterase activity
Source: RefSeq, a predicted model, not a curated record
GAGCGGAGGGAAGAGCAGACCAUGGAAGGCGGCUGCCAGCCCGGGCAGCAGCUGCAGCAGGAAGCGGUGGAAGCGUGGCUGGACGAUCACGGGGACUUCAGCCGCUCUUACUUUGUGAAGAAAGCAACGAGAGAGAUGGUCAAUGCAUGGUUUUCUGAGAGAGUUCAUACCAUUCCAGUGUGCAAAGAAGGGACCAAACACCACAGUGAAGCCUGUUCUUGUCCCAGUCACCAAACAGGGCGGGCUGAGGGCACUACACCUACACCACCAGCCAGGAAGAUAUCCGCUUCUGAAUUUGAUCGACCUCUUAGACCCAUUGUUGUCAAAGAUUCUGUUGGAACAGUGAGUUUCUUGUCGGACUCUGAAAAGAAGGAGCAGAUGCCUCUACAAUCUCAGAGGCUUGGAACUGAUGCAGGAGAUCAGUGUUCAAGGCUCUUAGAACUAGUGAAGGAUAUUUCCAGUCACUUAGAUGUCACAGCACUUUGUCACAAAAUUUUCUUACACAUCCACGAACUCAUAGCUGCUGAUCGCUACUCCCUCUUCCUGGUUUGUGAAGACAGUUCCAAUGAGAAAUUUCUUGUCAGCAGGCUUUUUGAUGUUGCUGAAGGGUCCACCUUGGAAGAAGCCUCAAACAACUGUAUCCGCUUGGAGUGGAACAAAGGGAUUGUGGGCCAUGUUGCAGCUCUGGGACAACCUUUGAAUAUUAAGAAUGCAUAUGAGGACCCAAGAUUUAAUGCAGAAGUGGACCAGAUCACAGGUUACAAGACACAGAGCAUUCUUUGUAUGCCAAUAAAGAACCACAGGGAAGAGGUGGUUGGUGUGGCCCAAGCAAUAAAUAAGAAAUCUGGAAUUGGCGGAAUAUUCACGGAACAGGAUGAGAAGGAUUUUGCUGCUUAUUUGGCAUUUUGUGGAAUUGUUCUUCACAAUGCACAGCUGUAUGAAACAUCCCUGCUUGAAAACAGACGAAACCAGGUGCUGCUUGAUCUUGCCAGUUUAAUAUUUGAAGAGCAGCAGUCCCUGGAAGUCAUUUUGAAGAAGAUAGCUGCCACCAUAAUCUCCUUCAUGCAGGUGCAGAAGUGUACCAUUUUCAUAGUGGAUGAAGACAGUUCUGAUUCAUUUUCCAGCGUGUUUCAUAUGGAGUUUGAGGAAUUAGAAGACUCCAGGGAUGCCCACAAAAGAGACUAUGAUACAAAUCAAAUUAAUUAUAUGUAUGCGCAGUAUGUCAAGAAUACCACGGAGCCUCUCAACAUUCCAGAUGUUCGCCUAGACAAAAGAUUCCCUUGGACUAAUGAAAAUGCAGACAGUACAAACCAGAAUAUUAAAAGUUUGCUAUGUACACCAAUUCAAAAUGGCAAGAAGAAUAAAGUGAUAGGAGUUUGUCAGCUAGUAAAUAAGAUGGAAGAGAAUUCAGGAAAAAUAAAAGCUUUCAACCGAAAUGAUGAACAGUUCCUGGAAGCUUUUGUCAUCUUCUGUGGCUUGGGGAUCCAGAAUACGCAGAUGUAUGAAGCAGUGGAAAGAGCCAUGGCAAAACAGAUGGUGACAUUAGAGGUUCUCUCUUAUCAUGCUUCAGCUGCUGAAGAAGAAACAAGGGAACUUCAGGUAACAGCGGCUGCUGUUGUACCAUCUGCACAGUCUCUGAAACUCACAGACUUCUACUUUAGUGACUUUGAACUGUCAGAUAUGGAAACCUCUCUCUGCACAAUUCGAAUGUUUAUUGAUCUUAACCUGGUGCAAAAUUUCCAAAUGAAACAUGAGGUCCUUUGCAGAUGGAUUUUAAGUGUGAGAAAAAAUUAUCGAAAAAACGUUGCCUAUCACAAUUGGAGACAUGCCUUUAACACAGCCCAGUGCAUGUUUGCUGCUUUGAAAUCAGGGAAACUUCAGAACAAACUUACUGAUGUAGAAGUCCUUUCUUUGCUGAUUGCAGCACUGAGCCAUGAUUUGGACCACAGAGGGGUGAAUAAUUCUUACAUACAGAGAAGCGAACAUCCCCUUGCCCAGCUGUACUGUCAUUCUAUCAUGGAACAUCACCAUUUUGAUCAGUGCUUGAUGAUCCUCAACACCCCGGGAAACCAGAUUCUUAGCAACCUUUCCGUUGAAGAAUACAAAGCCACCUUGAAAAUGAUAAAACACGCUAUUCUUGCCACUGAUCUGGCACUGUACAUCAAGAGAAGAGGAGAGUUCUUUGACCUUCUGAGAAAGAAACAGUUUAGCCUGGAAGACCCGUAUCAAAAGGAGCUGUUUUUAGCAAUGUUAAUGACUGCAUGUGAUCUGUCAGCGAUAACAAAGCCAUGGCCAGUUCAGCAAAGGAUAGCUGAGCUCGUAGCUGCAGAAUUCUUUGACCAAGGUGAUAAGGAAAGGAAAGAACUCAACAUAGAACCAACAGAUCUGAUGAAUCGAGAGAAGAAAAACAAAAUCCCCAGCAUGCAGGUUGGAUUCAUUGAUGCCAUCUGCAUACAGCUUUAUGAGGCACUGGUACAUAUUUCAGAGGCCUGCUUCCCCUUGCUGGAUGGCUGCAGAAAGAACAGGCAGAAGUGGCAAGCAUUAGCUGAGCAACAGCAGGAGAGUAACCUGAUCAACGGAGAAAGCAAUCAGCCCAAGAGGAACUGAGAUAGCACUUGGCUAAGGAACUUUGGUUUACAAAGUUAUUUAUAUACAGUUCUUUGGAAAUACUUACAUUUUGCUAGACACUGUAUGAAAUAGGUGUAUAAUUUGCCACUGCUGUAUUUUAAAUAACAAGAGUCAUAUAUUUUUGCACAGCAUUCUGAAGCGCAACAUGACCUUUUUAUGUGUAUGAUACAUAAUAGUUGUAUAUUUCCAAUAUUUUCUUUUUUAUGUGGAGGAGAACCAGAUCUGCCAUUAGCAGCUUUGGUUCGCUGUGCCCUGCUUUGUAUGAUGGUAAAGGGAAAACAAGAGCUCCUAGAACUCGUUUGGUUUUGAGUUGUACAUAGUUGUUUAAUUCCAGCGAAUGGCCAGUACUUUAAAUAUUACCAUGUUUGGCACCUUUUU